AUGGUUGCAAAGCUGGUAGCAAUCCUCAUUGUCGGAGUCCUCACCGGAGGCCUGCCGUGGCCGGUGCUGGCUCAGAACUACAGCUGCAACGCUGGCCUGUGUUGCAGCCAAUUUGGGUUCUGCGGCACCGGCGUUAGAUACUGUGGCGACGGCUGCCAAGCCGGUCCUUGCUAUUCACCACCUAGUGGUGGAGGUGAUGGGGGUUGUAUUUCGGUCGCAGAUGUUGUGACGGAGGAUUUCUUCGAUGGGAUUAUUAACCAAGUAGAUGCGAGCUGCACCGGGAAGAACUUCUACACGCGCUGCGCCUUCCUUGAUGCUCUCAACUCGUACCCUGAGUUUGGCCAGGGUGGUUAUGCUAACGACUCUAAGCGUGAGAUCGCUGCUUUCUUUGCUCAUGCCACCCACGAGACUGGAUGCUUUUGUUACAUCGAGGAAAUUGAUGGUCCCUCUAAGAACUACUGUGUUGAGGGUGCACGAUAUCCUUGUAUACCUGGGAAGGGUUAUUAUGGUCGCGCAGGAGAGAGCAUAGGGUUCAAUGGCUUAAACAAUCCUGAAAUUAUGGCUAAUGAUCCAGUUAUUUCAUUUAAAACAGCCUUUUGGUUUUGGAUGAAAAAUGUGCAUUGGCAGCAGAUCAAUGAAUAUCAAAAUGAUUAUAGAUCAAAAGCGAGUCAUGAUAACGAAAUAAUAAAAAAAGUGAGAGUGAAAGCGUACAUUGGCAGCAGAUAA
This is a messenger RNA of Vitis vinifera (wine grape), 726 nucleotides long. Its product is annotated as endochitinase EP3. Gene Ontology annotation, biological process: chitin catabolic process; cell wall macromolecule catabolic process. The record is from RefSeq and is a predicted model, not a curated record. The transcript has 3 exons. Lineage: Eukaryota; Viridiplantae; Streptophyta; Magnoliopsida; Vitales; Vitaceae. Gene Ontology annotation, molecular function: chitin binding; chitinase activity. Bases 1 to 726 code for a protein of 241 amino acids.